AUGGCUCGUCCUUGCACCCAGCUCUUAUCCUCUUCUUUCGUUUCUCAUAUCGAGGCAGUCGCUCUUUCUUCCCCGCGAUCUACACUUUCUUUUACUUUGUUAUAACUCUCGUUGUGACCAGGCUCUUCCCGGGUUCUUGUUCAAUCAUCUGUACAACAUCAUACUGUACCAUUGAACGAACAAGCAUCCAGUCCUUCCUUUCAAGCCUGUGCCAACAUUGUAUCAUAACAUAAUCCCUUUCUACCUACCUACCUACGUCGAGGACAGCAUCGCUCUCUUGUGUGUUUUGACGGCUACCAGCAUAUCAUAUCUGCAAUCUAUAUGUACAGCUAGACACCAGCGAAAACUCCUGAGACGACCCUGCCAAUCAUUGGACCAACAUUUUCAUUUGUACCGACUUUGUACCACAACCAAGCCGACUUGGUGAUAUCGACCACUCUUUGGGAACAGAGCCCAGAAGAAAGUUCAGAGGCCAGCACAAGAGACACCAGUCAUCAGACAUGGAAACCCCAUACCCAAUGGCUGCUCAGCAGAUUCAAUUCUACCAGUACCGGCCAGACUCGGACGCACGGCAUAACGCUGUGUUCACGCCUAUGCCGAGCGAGCAACCGGUCUUCAGCCCCAUGGCUGGAUACCCUCCUCCGUUCAUGGCACCUCAAUACUGGCAAGCGCCUCCUCACUUCACGCACGCCCAUAUCAUGCCACAGCAGAUGAUCCAUCCUCCCAGGCCAUCACCGCCUCUGACGCUGGCCAUGCCUAUGCCCAAGUUUAUGCUGGAGAGCCAUGGCCGCAUGGAGCAUGGAAGGUAUUUGGAGAGCAGGCACUCUUCACCUCCCACUCCAUGCUUGUCAGCCUGCCCCAGCACGGCCAGCAGCCCACCAGCCAGCAGUGUCAACCAGACGCCGGUGCACGGCCCUGGCUACUUCAACCUUCCCAUCGAGGCCUCCAAGGAGGAGUAUCACCCUCUGCAGUAUGUGGACGAGUGGUCGGAGAACGGACAAGUGCACAUUUUCCCGCAUCCCGGUGAUGCCAAGCUCCUGCCCAGCAACUCCUUCCCCAGUGGCUGCACUUCGCCAUCUCUUACCCCUGCCACUCCUCAAUCUCAGGUCUCGCCUACAAGUGCAUAUCCUGUCGCCGAAUUUGUCAACCUGCGAGAAUUGACCUCUACCUCAUUCGAGCCCGUCCUGUCGGCGCCCGUCCAGAGCUUUCCUCCUUUGCCUACUUUGUCCGCCGAAGACGACGAACACAAGUUUGCCUUGGCCCACACUUCGUUUCCCGUGACGCCUGAGCACGAUUCGGCCGAUCCAUUCACACUGUCCGAGAACCCCACCUUCGAGUCUUCGUUCUGCUCUGAACUCGACUCCGAAGACGAUUUCGGCUUUGUGAACUUCACCGACGCUGAGAUCAUCUACAGCGGAGACAAGAGACAGAAGUUGUCUGUGAACGAAGAGGAGGACUUCCUGAGCGUACACAGCUUCGGCAGCUUUGAUGAGGACGCCCACGUCGGCUUGCCAUCUCCUCCUGCGUCCUCAUUCUCCGACUCGGGUUCCUGCUGCGCCAGCACGAAGAAGACUCAUCGCAGCAUGAAGCGCAACAACUCGACCGACAGUGACUUCACUUUCCAUCAAAUGGCCGACUCGGAUGCCCCCAUGAACAACGAGGGUGAGGGUCAAUCCUCCUCGACUGCCUCUCAUGGGCAACCUAGCUCUGCCGAUGACAACGCAGCCUCAGUGAACGCAGAUGGCUCGUCGCAACACACCUCAACCAACCGCCGCGGACGCAAGCAAUCCUUGACCGAAGAUCCCUCCAAGACUUUUGUCUGCACACUCUGCUCCCGUCGGUUCCGUCGUCAGGAGCACCUCAAGCGUCACUACCGCUCUCUCCACACUCAAGACAAGCCAUUCGAGUGCAACGAGUGUGGCAAGAAGUUCUCUCGCUCCGACAACCUUGCUCAACAUGCCCGCACCCACGGCAGCGGUGCCAUCGUCAUGGGCGUCCUCGAGAACGGCGAGCUUCAACCUCAUCAACCUUACGAUGAAGAGAUGGGCCACGUGCUCUUUGAGGCUGCUCAACGAGCCGCUCUUGCCACUUCGUCCAGCAGCAGCGGCUCUGAGUCUUCGUCGUCUGGGGAAAGCAAGCGUGCCAUGAAAAAGCGAAAGCGAGACGAAUCCCUGUAAAUAACAGAUUUGAUAUUGACGAACCCCACAAGAUCAUGACAACAAAACCCAAAAUCACCAGCGAAACCACGACGACGAAAUGAUCAUUAUGAUGUUUACCAAGACCGAUUGAAUCUUCUUUUGCAGGGACCACCUCGCUUUCACACGAAGAUGGAGUCAAAGCAAGACGGCACAGCGUAGGAGCUCAAGACUGUAUGCGUAUCCCGGGGAAAAGUGCAUUAGAACCUUUGUAAACCACCCUUCGACCAACCUGUAUUCUACGACCUUUUAUUAUGGCAGGGCUGUUGUGAGCAAAGUGGGACAGAGAGUAUUGCUGGUUGAGACUGCACAGAGGAGAGGCGAGGGAUUCGAGAGCAAUGACUUUUUCCUUCCAAGCUCUUUUUCUUUCUCUUUUACAACUUUUAUUUCUCGUCAAGAUGGGCUUCGAGUUCUGGCUGUGGUGAGAGAGGAUCGAAGGGGAGAUUUCUCAGCAGGAUUGCUACUACAGCACAUUGCAAGCCAUUGCUUUGUAUGUAAAACCCCCAACUGUACUAUUAGAAUCGAUAUGAUUUUGCAUUCUA
This is a messenger RNA of Exophiala xenobiotica, 2737 nucleotides long. RefSeq lists its product as uncharacterized. The record is from RefSeq and is a predicted model, not a curated record. NCBI's taxonomy places the organism in Eukaryota, Fungi, Ascomycota, Eurotiomycetes, Chaetothyriales, Herpotrichiellaceae. Bases 501 to 2177 code for a protein of 558 amino acids. The transcript is spliced from 2 exons. Gene Ontology annotation, biological process: regulation of transcription by RNA polymerase II. Gene Ontology annotation, molecular function: DNA-binding transcription factor activity, RNA polymerase II-specific; RNA polymerase II cis-regulatory region sequence-specific DNA binding.